AUGACCAGCAAGUCAGAAGAAUCUUACAGGCAACUUUUUCAAGAACUUAUAGAUUUUGGUGAAAUGCAUGGUAUAAAUUUAAGUCCUCAAGUUGUCCUAACUGAUUUUGAAAUGGCUGUUGUAAAUUCUGUUCAAUCAGAAUUUGAUAAUGUUCUACAUAAAGGGUGUCACUUCCACCUCUCUCAAUGUAUUUACCGUAGAGUCCAAUCUCUUGGACUUACUACAAGAUAUGGUACAGAUGAAGAUUUUAGCUUAUUAAUAAGAUGUAUUUCUGCCCUUGCAUUUUUGCCCCCUGAAGAAAUACCAUCAGCAUUUGAUGAAUUAAAAUUACAUAUUCCACCUGAAGCUAGUCGUAUUGUUCAGUGGUUUGAAGAAACAUAUGUUUAUGGUAGAGUUAGACAUGUAUAUAGAAAUGGAAAUAUUAGUAGAUCUGAACCACUAUUUCCUCCUACCUUUUGGUCAGUAACAAACAACAUCGAAUCUGCCUAUCCCAGAACCCAGAACUCAGUAGAAGGAUGGCACAGAAGGUGGGAUACAUUGGUAGGUUGUGCGCAUGCAGGGAUUUUCAAAAUUAUAAAGGAGAUUCAAAAGGAGCAGAAUAAAGUUGAACAUGAAAUUGAAGCAGUAAUACGGGGUGCUCCAAGGCCACCACAAAGAAGGCAUACUAUUGAAUGUGAAUGCCGUAUACAAACAGUUUUUAAUGAUCGGGAUAAUAGGUCUUUAAUGGAAUAUCUUCGUGGAAUUGCCCACAAUAUCGCUUUUUAA
Dentiscutata heterogama is the source of this 765-nucleotide messenger RNA. The record is from the annotation of a GenBank genome assembly. NCBI's taxonomy places the organism in Eukaryota, Fungi, Glomeromycota, Glomeromycetes, Diversisporales, Gigasporaceae.